Microthlaspi erraticum is the source of this 3627-nucleotide messenger RNA. NCBI's taxonomy places the organism in Eukaryota, Viridiplantae, Streptophyta, Magnoliopsida, Brassicales, Brassicaceae. The record is from the annotation of a GenBank genome assembly.
AUGGGGUCAACGCCCCAGAGCGAAGACAUCUCUGGCAACAAUACCAACGCGUUGCCCAACGGAAGCAGCAAAAGAUCUCCAUCUUCAUCGAAUGAUAAACCUUCUUCACCCGAGCGCGAAAAGCUGGAAAAUGGCGGCGGGAGUACCGAGAAUCCGGCGGCUGCAGCCGAUGAUCAGGAGCUCGCGGAGGAGACAUCCAAGGAUAAAUGCACGAUGUCUCCUGUAGAUUCUGGUGAAUGCGAUGGCGCUCCAAUCUCUGGAGACGCCAAGAUUGAGGCCUCCGCGGCGGCGCCACCACCUGUUGCCGGAGGCGCAACACCGAUUUUGCCAGAGAAGCCAAUAAUGGGUUCGCUUCCCUCACGAAACUCUGAGAACCCGUGGUGUAAACUUCUAUCACAGUCUGGAGAGCAACCAAACGUUAGCAUUGUUUUAUCAUGCUUCACCAUUGGCUCUAGUGAAACCUGCAACUUGGUAUUGAAAGACCUGGAUGCCAGUGAAAUACUGUGCAAGAUCACAAGACAACAGCCUGGAAGCAGUGGUGUAGCUGUUCUAGAGGUCACAGGAAGCAAAGGACAAGUGAUGCGUAAUAGAAUAGCUGUCACGAAGGAUUCUACAUGUCAGCUACACUCUGGUGACGAAGUGGUUUUUGGUUCACUCUGGAGCUCUGCUUUCAUAUUUCAGAAAAUGUCUGAAGUUGCAGAAAAAGAUGGUGGAGUUCAGAAGCCCGCAGGAGAAUUUUCGCAGAGACACCUGAUCCAGAGACUUCAGAUAGAUAGAGCCGUGCUCCAGGAACACCUGCAACUUUUGGAAGUGCUUUCAAGAUUUAACGAGGACUUAAAUCGUUUUUGGUUAUCCAAGAAGAUCCGCCAAGCGGCGGAGAAACCUGCUACUUCUGUGGUCCAAGAUGACGCAGAGCUCGAAAUUGACGGCAUGGAAGUGAAAUUUUCUGUUGAUAAUCAAAGUGAUAAAGCUGCAGAUAGUGGAGCAAUUAGCAGUCAGAACCAAAAUUCCAAAAUGGAGAUGUUAGAUGAGAAAAACGAGUCGGCGAGAAACUCACAACUAGCUUCAACAUCAGGCGAUGGUCUGCGAUCUACAAUCUUAAGAGAAGUCAUUCAAGCUAGUAUUGUUGAAGGAAAACGCUUGGAAGUUUCAUUCGAAAAUUUUCCCUACUAUUUGAGCGAGAAUACAAAAAAUAUCUUAAUAGCUGUUUCACAUAUACAUCUGAAGCGAAAAGAAUAUGCCAAGUAUGGCACCGACUUGACCACUUUGAAUCCAAGGAUCUUGCUUUCUAGUCCCUCAGGGUCCGAAAUAUAUCAACAGAUGUUAGCUAAAGCACUUGCCAAUCACUUUGAGGCGAAAUUGCUAAUAUUUGACAGCCUUCCAAUUUUGGAGGCUAUGACUGCUAAGGAAAUUGAGUCACUGAAAGGAGAAUCGUCGCGUCUAAGGCAGUGUCUUGAGCUCAUUGGUCGGAGGAACAGCUCGGAUUUUUCAGCAGGUGAAGGAGAUUCAUGGAGCCCUUCUUCUUCUCUGGACUCACUGCCUAAGUGGGAGGCGGAGACUUUACCUCGUUCAGUUGGAACGCCAGUGUCUCAUACUUUGAAGAAAGGUGACAGGGUAGAAUUCAUCGGUUCUAAGUUCUAUGGGGAACUUUUAAUUGGGCUUAAAGGGAAAGUUAUGUUAGUAUUUGAUGAGAAUCCUUCAGCUAAAUUGGGUGUUAGAUUUGAUGAGCCCGUACCUGAUGGAGUUGAUCUUGGUGAUCUGUGUGAAAAGGGACAUGGGUUCUUCUGCCAUGCUAUUGAUCUUCGGGUCGAAAGGUCGAGUUCUCGGGAUCUAAGUAAACUACUUAUUAACACGUUGUUUGAGGUUGUCCAUGCUGAGAGCGGAACUUCUCCGUUUAUUCUCUUUUUGAAAGAUGCGGAGAAGUUUGUUGCUGGAAAUUACUCUGCGUUUGAAACAAGACUUGAAUAUCUCCCAGAAAACGUAAUUGUGAUCGCUUCACAGACACACUCUGAUAAUUACAAGGAGAAGUCUCACCCUGGUGAUUCUACCAGGUUCGGCAACAGCCAAACAGCUCUUCUCGACUUAUCUUUGCGAAAUUUUGAACGACUACGUGAGCCAGGCAAGGAAGUCCCAAAGGCAACGAAACUUCUAACGGAGCUCUUUGGGAAUAAAGUUACUAUUCAAAUGCCACAGGAUGAGGAUCUUUUUAGACUCUGGAACCAUCAGUUGGAUCGUGAUGCUGAGACUCUGAAAUUGGAGGCUAAUUUCAAUCAGUUGCGCUUGGUGCUGGAACAAUGUGGACUAGAAUGUGAAGGAAUUGAGACGCUGUCCAUGAAGGAUCUCACACUUCGAAGCGACAGUGCAGAAAAGAUUAUUGGAUGGGCUCUGAGUGACCAUCUAAGGCGUAAUCCUGAUGCUGAUCCAGAAAAGUUUAUCUUGUCUCUUGAAAGCAUAGAAUUUGGAAUUGGACUUUUACAGGAUCUUCUAAAUGAAUCUACGAGCUCAAAGAAGUCUCUCGAGGACACUGUGACAGAAAAUGAGUUUGAGAAGCAGCUUUUAAGUGAUUUUAUUCCGCCCAGUGACAUUGGCGUUAGAUUUGAUGACAUUGGGGCACUUCGGAAUGUCAAAGACACCUUGAAGGAAUUGGUUAUGCUUCCUUUACAACGGCCUGAACUUUUCUGCAAGGGGCAAUUGACAAAGCCUUGUAAAGGAAUUCUCUUAUUUGGACCUCCUGGAACCGGAAAGACUAUGCUUGCAAAGGCAGUGGCAAAAGAAGCUGGUGCUAACUUCAUCAACACCUCAAUGUCAAGCAUCGGAUCUAAGAUGUUUGGUGAGGCUGAGAAGUAUGUCAAAGCAGUCUUUUCAUUGGCCAGCAAACUUUCCCCUAGCGUUAUCUUUGUGGACGAGGUGGACAGCAUGCUAGGCCGAAGAGAAAACCCCGGGGAACAUGAGACCAUGCGGAAUAUGAAAAAUGAGUUCAUGAUAAAUUGGGACGGUCUAAGGACAAAGGAGAAGGAACGUGUUCUGGUUCUUGCAGCCACAAAUCGGCCUUUUGACCUUGAUGAAGCCGUCAUUAGACGGUUACCCCGUAGGUUGAUGGUGGGGCUACCAGAUGCUCCGAACAGAGCAAAGAUACUAAGGGUCAUACUUGCGGAAGAAGACUUGUCCCCUGAUAUUGAUCUUGAUGGAGUUGCAAGGAUGACUGAUGGAUAUUCUGGAAGCGAUCUCAAGAAUCUAUGUGUUGCUGCUGCCCACCGUCCAAUCAAGGAGAUAUUGGAGCAGGAAAAAGUUGAGCGAGAUGCUGCUCUGGCUGAAGGCAAAGCUCCUCCAGCUCUAAGGGGAAGUUGUGAUAUCCGAGCUUUAAACAUGCAGGAUUUCAGAUACGCACAUGAGCAGGUGUGCGCGAGCAUCUCGUCAGAGUCGGUGAACAUGACAGCGCUUCAGCAGUGGAACGAUCUCUACGGGGAAGGUGGAUCUAGAAAGAAGACAUCACUCAGCUACUUCAUGGUUUGGCUCGACUCAUCUCGAUUCGGCUACCGUCGUUUAUCCUUACAUGAUUUUGCCGCUGGUCAUGGAGGGACAAAGCAGCGCGAGAGGGGAGACGCAUAUCUGAUCAAUUCUCGUUGA